UCAGUGUGCGAGUGCUAGAAGAGGGAGAUAUCGUUCAGACGCUCACUGAAAACGGCGAACAAUCACAGACAAACAUGGGUUUAUUCUGAGGCUGUUUACUGUGCGGGCUGAAAUAAUUAUUUCGUUGUAUUUGCAGUUGCAAUUCUUUUCUAUUAUUUGUAGAAAAUGUUGGACAAACGUGUUGUUGACCUGCGAUUUGAUCAUUUGGAAGACGUGAAAGCGAAAAAUGUUAAAGAGCCAUUUGAAAAACAGUACAAGUUUGGAGCGCUUCUGGGCAGCGGAGGUUUCGGCUCCGUUUACGGCGGACAGCGAAUUUCAGACGGACAACAGGUGGCCAUUAAACAAAUAUCCCGUGACAGAGUUCAACAGUGGGCCAGACUGCCUGGUGAAGCAAACAUGGUUCCAAUGGAGAUUGCUCUACUGCUGUCAGUACCUGGUCACCGAGGCAUCAUCAGGAUGCUGGACUGGUUUGAAGUCCCAGGUCAGGGGUACCUCAUUGUGUUUGAGAAACCGCAACACUGCCAGGAUCUGUUCGACUUCAUCACUGAGCGUGGGGCCCUGGAGGAGCCCAUUGCACAGAGGUUCCUCAAACAGGUUGUUAAAGCCCUCCAGUUCUGCCACUCCAGGGGAAUUGUGCACCGGGACAUCAAGGAUGAAAAUAUCUUGGUAGACACCCGCACUGGAGACAUCAAAAUCAUUGAUUUUGGAUCUGGGGCUCUUUUGAAGGACUCCAUUUACACUGACUUUGAAGGUACCAGAGUUUACAGUCCUCCAGAGUGGAUCCUCAAACAGCGCUACAACGCCCAUCCGCUUACUGUUUGGUCACUGGGUGUACUUCUGUUCGACAUGGUGAAUGGUGACAUUCCCUUUGAGCGGGACGAGGACAUAAUUCAAGCCACUCCAGCUUUCACUAAACACAUCUCCAAAGAAUGCCAGUCUCUGAUUCGGUGGUGCCUUGCAUACAGACCAGAGGAUCGACCAACCUUGGAGCAGAUCCUUCUUCAUCCUUGGAUGAUGGAGAACUCGGAGGACAUUGGAGAUUUGCAAGCACAAAGCAAUAUUAACCCAAGCCUUUGAAUCGCGGAGGACUUUCACACACAAUGUUUUAUGUUACACUGGACUUUUCAAACUCUAUUUACUGCCUUCUGGACUUCUUUAAUUUAUUAGUUUUGUUCGGCUGCCUUCAGAAGAUUCUCAUGCAUCGUUUUGUUUGAUGUGGACUUGGGAUCGCCAAAUAUAGACCUGGAUUGCUGCAGUUUUACUUUAUGAAUGAAAACGUCAUACAACAGUGGAAGUUUUCUUAUUUAUUGCUGAUUAUUUAUUUUUUCAGCCACAUACUAAUUUAUUUUUGCGCUCAGUGAUUCGUGAAGUUUCAGAAGCAGUACUCUGUGUUCUUUUUGUUUGUUUUGAUUUUUUAAGUUCUAACUGACUUAAGAAAUGAUAAUGGUUAGACUUACAGUCAUGCAUUAGAAUGCGAUGAUACCUGGUUUUACAGGUUUCCGUUGUACAGUGAUAUUCUCUCCCUGUUAUAAGGGGUGACACAAAAAGUCUUUGGAUAUGGUUUCCAGUCCUUUGAUGGGAGUGCUGGAAUAACAAUAAUUCAGGCUCAUGUGGACAUGUUCCCUUUUAUAAACACAUAUACACACACACACACACACACACACUUCAAAGAUGAGGAGCAUUCCUGUUGAUCCUGUUUACUAUAAAUGAAUCAGUUCACUAGAUAGAUUCCUGAAAGCUAUUAGCAAGUUGGCUUUUGGUUUCCAUCUGCAUUGUUUGUCAAGUACUGGGCUGUAACUUAAGUUAUGUUGUCAGGACAAUUUGUACUGAAAGCUCUGACAUUUUGUUGAAAAUUCCCAAAGGUUAGAGUGAAUUUUAAUUACUAACAUCACACAGACUCCAACUACUUACACAGUGUUUAUGUUUACUAAAAGGGCCCUAAUUGUUUGAUUUUGUUAAUGCAAAAGAGAAUGAAGUACCCACUGCCUUAUUUGAAAAAUAUUCAUAAUGCAAUAUUUAUUUCAUGUAAAUGUUGUUUUUAAAGUGUGACUUUCAAUAGUGCAUCCUGUAUUCUUUUUUUGUAGAAACACUUAAAUUUGUCAGAUGUCCAUUGUGUCCACAAGUGAUUUGUUUUUGUGUAAUUGGCUGACUUUGGAUACAGAUUGGCAUGUUCAAAUAUUUAUGAGACUUAAUUCUAGUAGGAAUGAAAUUAAUUUAACUACUGUUCUAGAAUUGGACUUUUCCCAGCAUAUUGUGUAAUGCAUUAUUGUUUUUGUUUUUUUAUAUACAGUGAGCAUUUGCUAUCCCCCCAAUUUUGUUAAUUUUUUUAAUCCUUGCUGUUUUGCUUGGGUUGGCACAUUUUUGUUGUAAAUACUUGUGUAUUGAAAUAUGUGAUGUGGCAGUUGUCACAAUGUUUAAUUUAAGAGAUUCCGUUAAUAAAAUGUAGAUGUGAAACAUCUAUUUU
This is a messenger RNA of Xyrauchen texanus (razorback sucker), 2464 nucleotides long. Its product is annotated as serine/threonine-protein kinase pim-2-like. Bases 166 to 1077 code for a protein of 303 amino acids. The record is from RefSeq and is a predicted model, not a curated record. The transcript is spliced from 7 exons. Gene Ontology annotation, biological process: regulation of mitotic cell cycle; negative regulation of apoptotic process; protein autophosphorylation. Lineage: Eukaryota; Metazoa; Chordata; Actinopteri; Cypriniformes; Catostomidae. Gene Ontology annotation, cellular component: cytoplasm. Gene Ontology annotation, molecular function: protein serine/threonine kinase activity; ATP binding.